AUGUCGAACCCUGAGCAUCAGUUUCCAUGUGCUAAUGCUGGAAAUCCAGUUUUCUCCUGCACGAUCAAACCAGGAUCUCAUACGUCACCUGAAGAUCCAGCGCUGGCCAGAUCUCUGAACCUGAUGUAUAAAACGACAUCCAGCGACUACGGUGCUCAAUCACCCACGUUUGAGUCCUCGCCCUGUUCCUAUCACCCCAUAUCCCAGACAUUCUCACAGCACCUUGGAUUGUGUGGGAUGUUCCAGGACAAUUCCUUUAAUACCACCUUGGACCACAGAUAUGUGUAUAUCCCAAAUUACAAAACACAAUUUAAGGGAGAGUGA
Labeo rohita (rohu) is the source of this 324-nucleotide messenger RNA. RefSeq names its product piercer of microtubule wall 2 protein (gene pierce2). Gene Ontology annotation, cellular component: axonemal microtubule. Gene Ontology annotation, biological process: axoneme assembly. Bases 1 to 324 code for a protein of 107 amino acids. NCBI's taxonomy places the organism in Eukaryota, Metazoa, Chordata, Actinopteri, Cypriniformes, Cyprinidae. The transcript has a single exon. The record is from RefSeq and is a predicted model, not a curated record.